GUUACGUUUGAAAGGUUAUGUUAACUGCUCUUUUAUAUUAAUUUUAAACUAAAGUGUUUUCGCGAAAUAUAUGAAGUAAACAUGAGCAAAGAAGAAAUCGUUAAAUGUCAUUAUGUUCCCUUAAGUAGUCUGAAACGAGCGGUAAACUUACUAGAGACUCCGAGUAAACCACACGACAAACGCUGUAAGAGAAAUCUUCUUCAGUUGCAAUUGGACAAAAGUUUGUAUGAGACUGAUUUAAGGAGUAAGAAAUGGAGGAAUGCCUACCAGAUGGCCCUGAGGCGCGCUAUCUAUUCUCAUGAUUGGGAUCAACUCGUCUAUCUAUUAAAAAAAUCACCAAUAUGGGAGCAUGCUUCUAAUAGAAAUGAUGAACUGCCCAUUUAUGUUAGAGCUUUAACAAUACUUCUAAUGAAUCAUCCAAGUUCGAAGUCACAAUCAUUAUUAAAUGACUACCUACACAUGGUCCAUUCCUGCCGAUCUGAUCAAGAUAAAAAAGCUGUUAUUAAAUCCCUGCUGACUUUACCGGACAAGAUCUAUGGACGAUAGUGUUUUGAUUUAAAAUAGUUAGAUGAAUUUUAAUUGUAUAAUGUUUUUAUAGGCAUUUAUAUACAUUAAGGUAUGAUGAUAGGUGAACAGACUAUACUAUUUUUUAUUAUUAAUGAUGUUAAUAUUAUUGUAAAAACUAAACACUAGUCUAUACCUUAUUCCAAUUGAAGUAGGACAAAAGAUAAACAAGGAUUAAGUUUGUAUAUUCCAAGCAAUUUUUCAAUAGUUUCGCUAUAUUAGACUAUUAACAGAUCUUGAUUAAUAUAUCUUAUGGUAUAAUACAACACCAUUCUACAUUAAUAAAUAUGUCUGCUUUAAAUUUACUUCCAAACAUCCAAUAAAAAUUCACCAAUAUUCAAAUUAUUAAUUUUAUAUAAUAUUUAAUAUUUUAUAACUAUAGUUAUAACGGCAAUAAUAAAUUCAACAAUGUGAAAUUCUAUACAAGUUGUUAAUAUCUGUCAAAAGAAAAAGGUAGGUAUUGUAUGUUCUAACCAGUGAGGUGCAGCUGUAUUGCACAAUUGGAUCUUGAAUCAUAGUUACGUAAACUGGAUUUUUUAUAAUAAAAAUAAUAAUAAUAAAUAACUAUAUUCACCGAAAAGAAACAAAGACAAAAUUAAGGUACAAAACCAUAAAAAAGAGUUAACAAUAUGAUAUUUGAUAAUUUGUUGAAAAGGUCGUAGUCUCAGGAAGGCUGCUUUUCAGUCUACGCCUUGUACAUAUGCUGCCAACACAAAAGUUACAUUCAGUGCAGUAAAAGGUAAAAGAAGAUUACUUAAAUAAUAAAAGUUAAUACAAUUUUAUAACACGCCCAAUAGGCUAAAAUAAAAACAUGCAAGCUUUACUAAAACGGAGAGGUUUUCUUUUUUUUUGAUUAAAUUCUUGGAAAAGGAAAAUAUUUCAUAUUAAAUAAAAGAAUAAUAAUAUUUAAAAUGUAUAAGCAAAUAAAGGCAUAUAUUUUAAUAAAUUACAAUCAAAAUAACAAUUAAGUAUUAAGUUUAGUUACACACAUUUGUCUAGACACAUUGCAUCUUUUGCAUAGCUAGAAGUCAUUGCUUGCAUUGUGCCUUAAACUUAUUUUGAGACGUACUGUUCUUAAUCAGAGGUGGGAUAUCGUUCCAACACUUCGAAGCUGCGAAACGAAAGCUACCUCUAAAAUUGCAAAUGUUGUCUAGGCAGUACUAGUUUUACUUUAAUAUGUAUGUAAUGUAAUGUAACCUAUUUAUUACUAUAUAUUUUUAUGAAAAUAAAACGUGUUUUUUUU
Nymphalis io (European peacock) is the source of this 1807-nucleotide messenger RNA. RefSeq lists its product as uncharacterized. The transcript is spliced from 3 exons. The record is from RefSeq and is a predicted model, not a curated record. The coding region runs from base 82 to 546 and encodes 154 amino acids. NCBI's taxonomy places the organism in Eukaryota, Metazoa, Arthropoda, Insecta, Lepidoptera, Nymphalidae.